UGGAGGCGGUGGUGGCCUCGGCGCUGGGGGUGGAGCCGGGCCACGUCACGCGCGACAUGGCCGCCGGCUUGGCGCGGCAGCAUGCGCCUGGGCGACAGCCUCCGGCGCCAGGCUGGCUGUCGCUCGAGGAGCAGCUGAUGCGCGCCGUCCUCUCCUCGCCGGGCGGCGCCAACGGCGGCGGCGGAGGCGGCGGCGGAGGCGACGGAGCGGGCACGCUCCACGAUUUUGUGCGAGGGUGGCGGGAGGUCUUCUGUGAGGCCCUCCAGCCGCGACAUCUACCUCCCGGCUGGAGCACGGAGCACCGCCGGCCGGUGCGGCCGGCCGUGGCCGACGCCGCUGCGAGAGUCGAGAGCGAGACCGCGGCUGACCCGCGAGAGCGUUUACAUGAUUGUAACACCGGGAGAUAGAGAGUGUGUGUGACCGCCUAGGG
This is a messenger RNA of Emiliania huxleyi CCMP1516, 430 nucleotides long. RefSeq lists its product as hypothetical. The transcript has a single exon. The record is from RefSeq and is a predicted model, not a curated record. The coding region runs from base 57 to 407 and encodes 116 amino acids. NCBI's taxonomy places the organism in Eukaryota, Haptophyta, Isochrysidales, Noelaerhabdaceae.